This is a messenger RNA of Tarenaya hassleriana, 2805 nucleotides long. Its product is annotated as TLC domain-containing protein At5g14285. The transcript is spliced from 2 exons. The record is from RefSeq and is a predicted model, not a curated record. Gene Ontology annotation, cellular component: membrane. Bases 1954 to 2712 code for a protein of 252 amino acids. Lineage: Eukaryota; Viridiplantae; Streptophyta; Magnoliopsida; Brassicales; Cleomaceae.
UGGCGUUAUCUACUCCGUCGAGAUUGCCACGUCAGAUUUGGCCAAAGCAAACGCAUGUAACUACCACAAACGAUAGGAGGUCCGUCCGAUUAGACUCGGCGGGGAAAUUGGACGGUCAGAAUCUAUCUGCCUUUGCUGAAUAGAGAACUGGCUGUUUUAACAGCAGGUGAUAGAUACCAGGGAGCGAGAAAGUUCCUUCCGUUCGACAUCGUCUUCGUCUUCGUCUUCUCUCCGAACUUUUCCACGGGGCGCUGGUUAAGGAUUUCGUCGAUUCGAGAUCUAGAUUCAGGUAUAUCUUUGCUGCAGGUCUGUAACGAAUAGUAGAAUCCAGUGAAGGUUUCCUUCCAAGGAAGAAAUGGUGGAAAGUAUUGCCCGAAUGCGGUUGAAGCACUUGUUGAACAGAGAGGUAUGGAAGCUCCGUCGUAUCGACACUGAUGCCACUCUGCAUGUGAUAAUUCAAGUGCGCCUACAAGGAAAUGUAUUAGGUUGAAUUCUACUAAUGAAGAUCCUUAUGGUGUCUCAAGGCAAGUCAUCUCAUAGCUGAUAAAGAUCGGUUAGAACUAAAGCUACAGCUGAUAAAGAUUGUUCUCAGGAAAGCAGAGUUGCAGAGACUGAAUACGGCCGCUGCCUCAUCUAUCAGUGAUAGGGCUGGCUCAAUCACGGUGCAAAAAUCAUCUCAGGUCAGUAGUUUUAGGAAGUCUUUGAAUUAUGCGACGGGUCUGGGGAAGAAAGUUUGACCUCAGGGCAGCAAUUUGCGUGGAUGGAACCGUGGUUCCUCGCGAAAGUUUGAGUCUUCAAAACGUUAUCUGGCCAGCACUGCUAAUGUAGCUUUGAUGAAACAAUGCGACACGCUGCUUGAAACAAUGGUUGUCUCAUCCUCAUGCUUGGGCUUUUCUAAGGAGCUUGUUGAUGUAGUGAAAUUAAACAUUACCAGACUAUUUCACUAUUAUCAAACAUCCGUAUGGAUUUAUGGACAGUAAGGAAGGAAGAAGUUAUCUUCUGAUGUAUACUCAAACCCACUUGGGUUUGGUGCUGAUGUGAGACUUACAUUAAUGACAUAUAACCCUCCGGGGCAUGAUGCCCACCUGGUCAUGUCAUGUAUUUGGACAUUAAUGAUGUGAACAACAUGUCUGGAUAAGAUAGAGGUAAGCUUCUUCUCAUCUCGGCUUUAACCAAGAAACCUUUUUUGGCAAUCUAACUAACAAAAAAAAAAAGGAUUUUCUUUCAUUGCAACAAGUGAGAUCGCGGGUUUGAAUCAACCUCUCGACAUAAAGAAGUAGAGGUAAUGCUGUCUAUAGUAUAUUCCCUUCCUCACCACCCUCGAUGAGAUGGAGACUCGAACUGGGUUGGUCCUUCUGUUCUAACCUCUGUGUUCAAUCCCAGGGAAAUGUUGGUGGAAAUGAACCUCCUGUGGUUAGUUCUAUUGCUUAUCAUUUUAACACCUUCUUCAUUCUGGGCUUCACUUCGUACUAACAAUGCCAAACCCCAUUAUUACCAAAUGAUGUAUCAUAUUAUAUUAUACAUUCAUUCUUCAAAAAACAGUCAGAUCCAACUGGGGAUGUGGAUGCUGUGUUCCUCUGUACAAUGUCUGAUCUCUCUGUGAAAAGUUCAUUUUUGUUUUGGGUGAGAUGGCUUUUGAUGUAAUUUAUUCUAGUGGUAGGGACAGGCAUCUAACAACAGAUGUAGCAGUUGAAGUACUUUCACCAGACACAAAACAAAAAUAUUAAAGUGGUUUUGCCGUUGUUGGUAAGAAGAACAAUAAUCUGAUGCAGCUACUCCUUGAAACGCCGUCGUUUCCGGUCUCACCCAACCCUGUUUCUCUAAACAAACCUCAAGGUCCCUCAACCAUCUCUCGCCAUAUCUGAUUGUAAACAGUGUGCGCGUGCGUUUAUCUAUAUAUAUACGACCGUAUGUGUGUGAGGAGAUAACGAAGCGUUCGAUUAUUCAUCUGUAAUGGAGGCGUCUUCUAGCUUCUGGGAUCUGCCAUUUUUCUUCUCCGUCUUCGUCCUCGUCUACUUCGCAGGUUACUUCAUCGUCUUCAGGAACUGGAGCCCCGAGACCCGAUCCGAAGCCUCCAGCUGCCUAAUCUCUUUCCUCCACGGCACCUCCGCCGCUGUCCUCCCCCCCCGCGCCAUCGUCUCUGACUGUGGCGGCGUCUUCUUCUCCGGCUGUAACACCCCUUCCCAAAUCACCGUCCUCGACUUCAGCUCCGCCUACUUCUUCGCCGAUCUACUGCACCUCGCCGCCUCCUCCGCCGCCGGAGACGCCCUAUUCGCCGCCCACCACGUCGCCGUCCUUUUCGUCUUCCUCACCUGCCGUUUCCUCGUCGGCCAGGGCGCGUGCGGCAUACUCGCCCUGCUCGCCCUCGCCGAGGCCACCAGCGCCUGCCAGAACACCUGGGCCCUUACGGCGGCGGCAGCGGUGGCGCGUGGGACCGACGCGCCUCUGGCGAUGCGGCUGAGACGGCGCGUGGAGUUCCCGUUCUACGCGACGUACAGCGUGUGCAGGGGCGUCCUCGGGCCGGUGGUGGUCUACAAGAUGACGUCGUUUUACGUCUCCGGCGCGGCUGAUGACGUCAUACCCAGGUGGGUAUGGGUGUCUUGGAUCGUCGUCAUUGUCGCUGCGCACAGUGUGAGUAUCCUCUGGAUUCGGAAUUUAUGGAUUCAAUUCUUUAACGAUAGAUACCCAACUUCCGGCAAGAAAACGAAUUAAAACUUUGUCUUUUUCAUAUGGUUAGUUCUUGUGGUAGAAAUCUCUGUCAGUAAUCUCGGAUAUAUAUAUAUAUAUAUAUAUAUAUCUUCUGCA